Molecule: messenger RNA, 1113 nt
Organism: Penicillium egyptiacum
Lineage: Eukaryota; Fungi; Ascomycota; Eurotiomycetes; Eurotiales; Aspergillaceae
Source: the annotation of a GenBank genome assembly
AUGCAGUCGUUUUCCUUGUGUCCGCUUGCUCUUCGCUCAACCGUUCUCCGCAUCAUCCGGCCGAGUCAACUCGGAUUUCGCUCCAUUUCGAGAGCUACAGGCCAAAUGACUUCCCAAAGAGACGAGUCAAUUCCACACGAACUGCGUACAGCUGCAGAGCCCCGGCAAAAUAGACUAUAUCCAGUGCGACUGUCGCACAUCGAGCAGGUCAACCCCUCUGUCCGGCUACUACAGUUCGCUCUGCCUCAAGAAAAUAAUGAUAACAAUCAACAGCCAUUCAGCUUCCUCCCGGGCCAAUGGCUUGAUGUCCAUAUUCCCUCCAUCGCCCAAGCGGGGGGUUUCACUAUCACCUCCACCCCGGCAGAUGCCCAAGUGCUGCCGUCACCAGAGGCUUCUAUAGACUCAUUAGCUGGCGAGGCGCUAGAACCAUCUUCAGAAUGUCAAGGGCGACCGCCAUAUGUUGAACUGGCUGUGCAAGACUCGCCCGGUAACCCAUCCGCCGCAUGGCUAUGGAGACCAAAGGAAGAGAUCCUAGGCAAGGAACUGAACAUCCGAGUUGGUGGAAGCUUUGUCUGGCCUCCCACUGGAAUCAGUAUUAAUGAUGUUAAGAAUGUGGUCUUCGUUGCGGGUGGUGUUGGCAUCAACCCUCUGAUAUCCAUGCUCUCCCACCUAAACAACAACGAACCUCACACCCCCAACCCCACAACCAUCCACAUCCUAUACUCCAGUCGUCUACCGCAAGACCAGAGAAAAGGCUCGGCAGACGCAAUACUCGACCAGAUCCUGUUUCUCCCACGUCUGCGCCAGAUAAUCCGAUCUCAAGAGAGUUCGCAUCGGCUCCGUAUCUCGCUGGACCUUUUCCUGACGGACCUGGCCUCGUCGCCUGAUCUGCUCUCAUCUGGGUCCCCUUCGGAUCUCCAGAUUCACCCAGAGAGAAUAUCUGAUCGUGAUCUGCGCUCUGCGGCUGUGGGUACAGAUGGUGACUUGGAAUCUCGGGGUACAGUAUGCUAUGUAUGUGGACCGCCUGAUAUGACUGAUUCCAUUGUGGAGAAGUUGGUUGAGAUGCUAGGGGACGGUGGGGAGCAGCGAGUUUUAUUUGAGAAAUGGUGGUGA